GCAGAUGACCCGGCGCUGCAGCCAGGAGCACAACAGUCCUCUCUAACAAAUGAAAGGAUGGGGGGCAUCAGCAGCAGCAGCAGCUGAACUCAGAGAACCUGGAUCAGGGGCCGAGGGGAGAGAACCGCUUCCUGCUCACUCUUGGGACACUUCUGUUGGAUUUAUUCCCCGGUCCACACCAACAUGCCAUUUGCCAAACGAGUCGUGGAACCUCAGUUACUGUGCAGGCAUCAAAUCCCAAACGAGGACGCUGUGCUUUUCGAGGAUCUGGUCUCCAUCAGUAAUGUGGCUCUGUCCCGGACCCUGCGGCAGCUGUCGGACCUGGCCAAACAUGCCUGUUCCAUAUUCCAGGAGCUGGAGACGGAGCUCACCUCCACCAACCUGCGGGUCCGAGGGCUGCAGAGCAAGAUCAGCCAACUCCAGCAGGGCUGCUCCGAGCUGGACCCCAAACAGGAGGCAGUGCCGGUGUCCAACCUGGAUGUGGAGAGUAAGCUGACAGCACAUUACCAAGCUCCCUGGCACCAGCAGAGGAACGUUUUCCACCCCUCCACACGGCCAGCAUGUGUUGUAGACCUCCACAGGCAAGCCAACCUCAGCCUGUGGGCCGCGCACCGAGAUCACCAGAGGAGACGAUCCGGCAGCAGGGAGCGGAGAGUAACCAUCUUGAUCUCUGCGAUGCCCCCCAUGCCCAUGUACCCCUCCCCACACAUCGUCCAAAGGAACGACAAGAGAGGCCAAAGUUUGACAACGUUUGAAUCCACCCGCUCCUCCUCCCCUACCGAAUGCUGCCGCUUCUCUCCCUGGAGCAGAAAGGCUGCGCCCUCUGACCCCGACACUGACGGGGUGGCUUUAGGUCACCGGCCUAAGUUUCCCAUCCCUAACAUCCCCUCCACCCUGGACAAGCAGACUAACUGGUCUAAAGCCCUGCCGCUGCCCACCCCAGAGGAAAGAAUGAAAACCAAUUCACAAGUCAUCACCUCAUGCGUCAUCCCCAUUAAUGUGACUGGCGUUGGCUUUGACAGAGAUGCUAGUGUGCGCUGCUCGCUCGUUCACUCGCAGUCUGUGCUUCAGAGGAGGAGGAAGCUGAGGAGACGGAGGACUGUCGCCGGCGUUCCCCGACAGGUGCAGCAAGAUUUAGACUCUGAUGACUCUCCUGGUUCCAGAGAGCGGACUGUGAUAGUUCAUGCCAGUCCCAACAUCACUCCCUCCAACGAGGAGCUGGCCAGCCAUCUCAGCACCAGAGACUCAGGUUGCCAGACAGAAGACUUUUUGAUCUCAGGAGCGCCGUCUCGGAGGAGGAUCAGGGCCCAGAGAGGCCAGGGAGUCUCCCUCUCCCUCUCCCACUCUGCAGGCAACAUCUUGUGCCUGCCAGACAGCGCUGACGCCAUGUUCUCCGCCUCUGUGGGUGCACGCCUGCGCUCCCGGAGUCUGCCCAGAGACGGGAGCCGGAUGAUAGACAACGGGCAUCACGACAGCGACGACGAUGAGGAGGAGCUCUCCCCCUUUAAUGCUGAGGACUUCCUGCCGGGACCUGGAGAGUUGAUUCUGAAGGAUGAAGAAGAGAGCACGGAUGAUCAGGCCAUGUCUGAGCGCCAGCUGGGCCUCAAGUACACGCAGCUGUCAGAGAGUCCGGAGCGCAGCUGGAUGGAGAGGACCAGAUCCCAACUGCCCAGGAAGGCCGACAUGGGCAGCUGUGAGAUCUCAUCCAGCUCGGACACCUUCAGUAGCCCCGUCCAUUCUGUCUCAGCUGCGGGGGUGCUGGGAGGACAAAUGGACCAUAAGGAGGACCACCAGUCCUCGAGUGGGAACUGGAGCGGGAGCAGCUCCACCUGCCCCUCACAGACCUCAGAGACAAUCCCCCCAGCAGCCUCUCCACCUCUGACGGGCUCCUCACACUGUGACUCUGAGCUCUCCCUCAACGCCGCCACUCACGCCAACGAUGACCAGACUAGCUUCAUGCUGGACCACUACCAGGGUCUCAGGACCCAGCGGGCGGGCUCCUUCUCCUCCACAGCUAUGGACAUAUUAGAGGAAGCAGGGUCCAGCACUCCCAUCGAGGGGGAGUGGAGUUACCCCCACUCUGACCCUGCACGCUCACAGGACUUCAGCCCUGAGCCGAGCAGAGAGGCUGAGAGCAGCCUGGGCUGCCCCAGCUUCACCAGCAUGGCCACCUGCGAGAGCAGCUACUCUGACAAACCUCCGUCAGAGAAAGCCGACACCGUCUCACACUACUCCGUAGACACUGAAGGCUACUACACCUCAAUGCACUUUGACUGUGGUAUAAAAGGUAGCAAAAGCUUCACUUAUAACUAUGCAGCCUCGGGCUCUGAUUGCGGCCUGUCUGACUCAAGUGGUCACAUGACUCUGGGGAGGCGCUGCCUCUCUUUAAGAAAACCAAAGGCGAAGCCGUGUCCGCCUAGGAGGAGUUCAUCCUUAAGAAAAAUAUGCAGUGAGGGAAACAUCCCUGACAAUAAAGAACCAAAGAUUUCGUGCGGGCAGCAACUUCCACUGUCUUCCAAGGAUAGGAAACUGCAGCUGGUUUUAUCCAGCACUCAAAGUCAUAUAGAAAACUCUUCACUAGUCAGAGAGCCCCUUGUGGUGUGGGGGGAGUCAGCUGAUCUACCUGACUUAGGCGUGUUUAGCUCCACAGAUGCACAUUCGUUUAAGGAUGAGGGGGUUGUACAGUCAGACUAUGCAGAUCUGUGGCUCCUGAACGAUUUAAAAUCCAGUGACCCAUACCGAUCUUUGUCGAACUCUAGCACAGCAACAGGUACAACUGUCAUUGAAUGCAUCAAGUCACAGGAAAGCUCCGAGUCUCAGACGUCCCAGUCCGACUCCAGAGCCACCACCCCCUCACUUCCAUCAGUGGAGGGAGAGUUCAAGCUCAAGUCUCCAGAGAAGCUGGCAGGCCUGGCCAGCCCAUCCAGCGGCUACUCCAGUCAGUCAGAAACCCCCACCUCCUCCUUCCCCUCCGCCUUCUUUCCUGGACCACUGUCACCAUCCAGCGGCAAGAGGAAGCCCAAAGUCCCUGAGAGGAAGUCCUCUCUUUCGUCGCUGUCGCUGCAGUCGCUGUCCUCCUCCUCGAAGAGAGACCUGGAGCUGCCAGUAAUCCCUCCAACCCACCUCGACUUAAGUGCCCUUCACAGUGUCAGCAGCAACAAGGCUUCAGCGUACAGGACGCAGAUUCAGAUGCUUCACCAAAACAAACAAAAAGCUGCAGUGACAGCCAAACCUGUCGCUGUUCCUAACUCAGAGGUGUUUAACGCCCACCCCAUGUCCAUCACACCCUCAGUGCUGCACUCAGUACAGCUCCGAUCCAUCAAUAAGGAACAUGAAGGAAGCCACGAGGACAAAACAACUUCCAGACUCAAAUGUCCCACUGUGAACUUAACUAGCACUGUUUCCUGUAGUAAAUCUGUAGAGCUCAAGAGUCCCCUGUUACACAACUCACAUCACACGCCCACCAAGGGGUCGUAUGAGUCCGUGUUUACCUCAAACGAAGAGCUCACAGACGGAGAAGCAGCAUGUCAGAACGAGAUGAGGAACAAGCAGGCUCCUUUAGAGAGCAUGACGGCAUUCACACUGCAGUCAGAGCCAUCGUUAGACGUCCCUGAGAGGACCGCAGGUCAUGAAGGAGAGGCAUGCAGAGAGGUAGUAGAAACAGCUGUCUGCAGCUCGCAGUCGGAGCCUUUAGAUCAGCAGAGAACUGAGCCGUCUGAAGAAGAAGCACCAGGUCUCUCUGUUCAGCAAAGUUCACCACAGAGAUCCAACGGUCUUGAUAAAGUGCCUGCUACUGACGGCCAAUCAGAGGCGUUGCAAGAGAGCUCGAUCAGUGAUGACGGGAGCAGAGAUGUGGAACAUGAGUCGUCAGGUGCUUCAGCCGAGAGUGCCUCCCAGGACGGCAAGGACGAGUCCACAGCAGAGACAGAGGAUUACUUCAGUAAAGCAGACUCUUCACCCAGUGACAACACAGUGUCCCCUCUGAGUGAUGAGUCAAGGCCAGACGAUGACAGCGUAUUUCUGUCCCCCACCAAGGCUCGGACCACUGAGGAUCUGUUUGCUAUGAUUCACAGGUCCAAAAGGAAAGUGUUGGGCAGGAAGGAUUCCACUGAGCUGAAUGUGAGGAACCGGCUCAGUACUGCGUCGGGGAACACGCCACCCAGCAGCACCGUGAGCUCCCCCGUCUCACUGGUGUCCCCCUCCUCUGCUGUCACCCCACCAGGCCUGCACAGAGUCUCCGGUCCCAUCUACAGGAAUGCAAAGAAGUCCAGCACCUCCAACGAGGAAUUCAAACUCCUGUUGCUCAAAAAGGGCAGUCGCUCCGAGUCAAGUUACCGCAUGUCAGCGACGGAGAUCCUCAAGAGCCCCAUCUCUCCUAAAUCUCCUGGAGACUCCCUGAUGGAGUCGCCAAGACAGCCCGAGGAGCCCGCCUCUCCCCUGCAACAUCAGCAGCACCAAUCAGGACCAGAUCAGCUCUCCAGUCCCUAUCCCAAAGCCAACGCUGAGGGCUUCUCCCCGAAAUCCUUCUCCACAUCCGCAGCUUCCAGGCAGGGCCGCUCCAGAAUCCCCCCACCCGCCAACAGCAGCCGAUACGGCAUGCGCAGCAGACUGUACUCAGCGCCCAUGCAAGCGAUCUCUGAGGGCGAGACAGAGAACUCAGACGGGAGUCCUCAUGACGACCGCUCAUCACAGGGCUCCACGUAGGAAACAGAGUAGAGGUGUCGGAAGGUAUGAAAUUAUUUUGUUAGUUUACAGUGAAAAAAAAACAAAAUGGACCAGAAUGAGUUCUAAUAUAUAUGAGAUGUGGUGAGGUUAAUGUUAACGUAUGCAGAACAGUAGGGAUUUUGUUUAAGAAAAUAAUCAUGAAUUUACUAAUUGUGGCUGAGUUUUAUAGAUGUUUCCUUUUGGUUAUUCUGUGGAUACUUUAAACACUUUUACCUGUGUUCAAAAAUAUUUUAUACACACAGUAGCUCUAAAGAAAUAUCCUCAUGAUCUGAACACGGAGCAUUAGAAACAGGGAACCAGCUUAGUUAGAAACAUAUAGAAAUCAUGAGCAAAACAUUUUACAGAAAACUACUCUUUGGUCAGUUUGUGGCACAAACACGUACAACUGGUUGCCGUUAGUCCUGCUAUAGUAUAUUAAAGGGAUAGUUUGUCUCUUUUGAAAUGGGGCUGCAUGAGGCACUUAUACAUAGUCAGUGUGUUACCUACAGUAGAUGUCGGUCGGCACGCUCCAGGUUGGAGAAGCAGACAGGAGCACUGACACAGAAGCAAAGCAGUGUACUGCUGUGGACAGGGGCAGCAGCAAAACGUAUUUCAGUCACCUAAAAUAUUCAAUGUCAGUUUAAGUGUGCAGUAUUUUUAGAGUAUUUUCACUGCCAACGGGGGAAUGUUAACAGCUUCACUUUCCCAUCUAUGCUCUCUUCAAAGCCACCAGACUCCAUUGAGAAAAACAGUAAUUUAACAUCACUGAACACAGGAGUUGCUCGUCUACUGCUGCCUUGAUCAGUUAGUGUGUUUGUGUUACUGUGUGACCUUGGUGCAUCUGAACUAACCAAAGUCACAAAUUAACACUAACUAACUAACCAAUUGAGGCAGCGGUAGACCAGCAGCUCCUGUGUUCAGUGAUGUUAAAUUACUGUUUUUCUCAGUGAUGUCUGGCUUAAGUCCCCCCUGAGAGAUGAAUGUCUGACAGUAAAGAAAGAUAGCCCUGGUCUCGGUCUCACUCCCAACUCAUCAAAAACUGAGGUUUGGUCGGUGGCUCAUCGGCGUCAGACGCUGACACACUGAGGCACCCUUUAGUGGUGUUAUGAGAUGCCCCGGGUGGCAGCAUCCAUCAAGCGUGAGAAAGUCGACUUGGAGCAGACAGGAGGGGAGGUGAGGGGAAUUUAUGGUACUCUGUAUUUACCCAGGAGACCGCCGUUUGUGUCCCGUGUGAAACCAAAAGUCAAUCAAGUUAUUUUGAAAACAACAUAGGGUGCUAGUAGCUGUAGCAUACUACGCUAGUGAUGUAUACUAUAUGAAGUUAGUAACAAACGUACUUAUUUGCUUUUGUUGACUAAACCUGAGGAAGAAAACCUAAAAACUAAAGUUUUUUUAACCUAUAUUCAAAGUUUAUUUUGAAAAAGACUAUGCACUGAAUGCGCAAAAACUGUGCAUUUCCUGUGAAAACAGAAGUUUAUUUUGAAAAGAGAUGAGCGUGAAUCGACACGCUGCCCCUGAACAUCCAAAACUGAGGCAGGUGGGUACAUAGGGGGUCAUAUGUUGACAUGGCAGGCCACUGACAGAGCAUUUGUAUUUGAUGAGUUGUGAGUGAGAGUGUGUUUUCCUGUCUGCUUCUCCAAACUGUUGCUGUGCCGACCGCCUUCUCCUGUACGUAACACACUGACUGUGGUUCAGUACCGCAUACAGCCCCUCUUCAAAAAGCCCAAACUGUCCCUCUAAUGUUAAAUAUUAGUCAGAUUUCUCUAGCAUUUUGAAGCAACUCUCACAGUUUGACAUUUUUAUCUUGUAAAAAUAGAAUAUAUUAGAUUACCUGUAUGUAUUCUGUGAAUACCUAUGCAACUAGACACACACACUUUUAACAUGUCUUCAAGCCAGUUAUAGAAAUAACUUUUGAUACUCCCUCACUGAUCAUCAGGACAAACACUGUGUAAGAAACAGCAGUGGAAAUAAAAUGUGAAGCCUCAAAGCAUCUCUUCAUACUGAUGACGUGUUUGUAUAUUUUACACAGUCCUUUUAACAGCGUGCUGUAAAUUAUAUCAAAGAUAAAUUACUACUACAACAUUUUAAAAUUCUCACGCAAUAAGAUGAGUAAUUUGAGGUGAGACAGGAAACGUCAAAGCCAAGCACUAACUCGACAAUCUUAGGAGACGUGAAGGGAGCAGGUGUUUAAACAUGGGAGACGAAAAAGUGAUCAAAAAGUCAGAGGUGGGGAAACAGGAGGGCUGUAAAAGAAAAAAGGAGGAUCAUGGAGUUUUUUAAAAACGUGAUAAUGGUCAUUUCUGGUUUGCUGAUUCAGUGUGUUUAUGAAUCGUUGAAAGGGGCAGAAAGUGGAAAGUGUUCAGGAGGAUCAAAUAUGCCUUAUUUUAAUCUUAACAAGAGACAGUAAGUGACGAAGCAGCGAGAGCCUCAGCAAGUGGAGUGUUAGUGAGAUUCUUUUGAUGGAGGAUGAAAGAGUAGGUUAUCAUUCUGGAUUUAGGGAUGUGGCAUUUGCUACUGUUUCGUACCAAAUGCUCGUCUUUUGGUACAGAGCCCGACCGCUACUCGAUUUUUAAAAACUAUGUACAUACGCAUGUGUCCAAUUACUCCUCAAGUUUAACAAUAAACUUAAUUGUCAAAAAUUAUAAGCUUCAUUGGGAAUUUAAUAACACUGAAUAAGGAAAACUUUUCAUAUCAGUGCAUAUUGGACAACAUAUAUGCUGAUACCAAUAUGUCAGUAUUCAGUAUCUAUAUGUCGGUCGGGCUCUACUAUUUUAUUCCCCUUCAAAAAUAUAACCUGCCACGGUUUUGUAUUUUCUGUCGCAACAAUCUAAAUAUAUUUAUUUUUAUAAAUGAUGCAGAAAAUCUCCGUACACUCCCUGAUUUGGUUUACACCUUUAGAUAAACUAAAAAUGACAUUUUUAAAUGCAAUGAAUUGCUGGAAUAACGUAUUUUAUUCAGAUAGUUAUUUUAUUAAUAAGAGACGAAUUCAUUUUUAAUCUUAUUUCAGACACUGAAACACUGAGACAAAUAGGAAAGCAACUCCUUAGUGUCAUUAGAAGAUGGCAUGAGCAGUCAUAAGCUACAGGUGUACUGAGCUUGAACAGUGACGGGAAGUUUUGGCAUUGAAAGGUAGAAUUUGACGUUGAAAAGGGAAACACGGGCAUUAAAACAGAUUUUUGUUUUUAGAAGACAGACGACUGGUUGCUCUGUAUGUCCUCCUGAGACCCUGUGUCCUCAUACGUGACCUUUCACCUGUUGUCCUCAAUUGUGGACACGUUUUGUGCCAUCUAGUGGUAGUAAGAGCACAAUACACUAAUCCAUGUAAAACCAAGAUGGCGGCCAUCUCUGCCAAGUUAGUCUGCAGCUGAUCCUGACACAAAAGUGGACAAGGUCCAAAACCUGAUCACAUUUUAUGGUUGAAACGUGUUUAUUUAUGAUUAAUAAUGUUCGUAGUUUGAUAUGACAACAAAUUUGACCAAUUUAAAGACAUUGGGAAUUUAUUAUUGUUGACGUUUCAUUUUAUAUACUUAUGAAGUCCCACUGAUCCCAAAUAGCUUGGAGAAAUUAAAAAAGCAUACCAAACAAAAGUUCACGUCUCAGGAGGAUAUACAAAUGUAGAUCAAAACCUCGUGUCAGGUGCUCGUGGAGAAUGGGAAACAACUGGAUUGACAGGAAGACAAUUCAGGCACUCCGCAGUGGUCGAAUAAUGUUGGCUCUCUAAAUGAUUUAGCCUCUACAACAAAGGCUUUUUAAUAUUUCCCUGCUUUUUGUAUAUUUUUUCGGAGUGCCUGGAUUGUCUUCCUCGCAAUUUUUGUUUUUAUUUUUAUUCUGGAGUCAUUCUUUUUGUCAUUGUCAGUUUUUCUCUACACGAAAACAGUGACAGAAAGUUGAAACUGAAAAGAAUAGACUGAACAGCCGUCAUUGUAAAAACCUCCGACACAAUCAGAAUAUUGUUACUGGAAAACAUCAGAAUGCAAAAAAAUAUCAAAAUAAAGUCAUUUUCAGUGCCUGUGUUUUAUUUUUCUGUACCAAAACUUGCUGUCACUGCUGCAGCUCCAUACUAGUGAGGUUUAGUUGUAACCCUGGCACUCUUCGUCCCACGUAUUCACAAUAAUAUUAUAAGUAUAUAGAUGCAGCGAUGGUGCUCAGCCAUUAUGCAAAAGUAUCUCUGUAGCCAUAUUUCUUCCCUUUAGGUACACUGUAAAUAUCAACUUCAUUUUGGCCUUAAUGACACUCCGUACUGAUGCAACGUCAUGUAACAGGGUACACAAAGGGUUACGUCUGUGAACCUUCAUUCCAACCUUCUUUCUUUCUUUUUCUUUUUCUUUUUUUGCACUGAUAAAGUGAUGUUUGUGAAGUUUCAUCUGUCUCUUGCUGUACCUGGAGGUAUUUAUAGACCUUUACAUGGAGCUGUUUGACUUUCCUUGAAUAAUAUCCACACUCUGAGUACGCUUUAGGAGUGGAGUAGAUGCUUCUGCCAAAGGCUAGGACGUGCACACGUUAGCAGCAUCAAACUGUUUAUCUCUUCUCGUUUACUUGACUGAAACAGAUACUAAAGAAGAAUCACAGUAACUUAUGGUACUAGAUGCAUUUCAUUUGGACUUCACAUCGACCUCUGCAUACUGUAGGUUUCAGCUUUGUAUUUUUUUUUCUUUGUACAAACGUGUAAAUACAAUAACUUUUGGAGAUGUCACAGAGGUUGUUGAAUUGUUUCUUCUGUAAAAAAAAAAGUUUACAUUGAUUUCAAACCUUUGUAUAUUUUUGAGCUGUGGAACACUUUGUCUUGUAUUUAUUUUUUAGUAAGCAUUGUGGAAAUCCCAUAGUAAAUCCUAUCAAAGCCAAGUGCUAGCACAACAGGCUGCUUAGCAAAUGUGUAUAAGAAGACAAAUAAAUGUGACUGCCU
This is a messenger RNA of Epinephelus moara (kelp grouper), 9607 nucleotides long. It is a transcript of the gene nhsa, whose product is annotated as Nance-Horan syndrome a (congenital cataracts and dental anomalies). Lineage: Eukaryota; Metazoa; Chordata; Actinopteri; Perciformes; Serranidae. Gene Ontology annotation, biological process: cell differentiation; lens development in camera-type eye. The coding region runs from base 184 to 4704 and encodes 1506 amino acids. The transcript has 9 exons. The record is from RefSeq and is a predicted model, not a curated record.